AUGAAAUCCACUAUUGUGAUUACUGUACUUUUUGGACUCUCGUUGACUCCUUCUCUUGCUGGUAAGAAUGUGGAUAGAAAUAAGCAAAUAAGCACUGGUGAAAACUCCCACCAAACUCUGUCAAUCAACAAAGAAAAGAGCACGGCAUGUAUUGACAUGAACGAUGGCCGUGACUCAUGGAACAUUAUCUGGAACUACAAUACGGGCUAUAUGGCAACCAGAAUAUUUGCACAGAAGGUUUGCUUCAUUUCUAAAAUGAACAAGAAUGUGAUGCCUGAUAUUGUUGCUAUUUCCAAGAUGACUGAAAAAAAAAAGGUAAGAUAAAAAGGGGAGUUACUUGUAAACCUGAACAAUAAAGCAAACAGGGCGAAAGGUCAAAGACAUCCAUCAAAAGAUCUCGUAUACGUCGUCUCAAAAAAAAGAGUCCGUGACCUCAAGUCUUAUGGAGAAGACAUCUUUGCUCUGUGCAAAGGGCUCCCGACUUAUAUAGCGCAUGAAGUUCGUGGAUCCCAAUUUUGGUACAAUCAAGGAUCAUGUUUUCAAUUUAAUAUCCUUUUUGUUCUUGGCAUUCAUUACUGUGACAACACUGGGAGCUCCUGA
Messenger RNA from Struthio camelus australis, 600 nucleotides. Lineage: Eukaryota; Metazoa; Chordata; Aves; Struthioniformes; Struthionidae. The record is from RefSeq and is a predicted model, not a curated record.